AUGGCGGCAGAGCAAAGAUGGAAGUGGGCACUUGCGAAGGUGAAACGAGGCCUGAUGUUGUCAUCUAAGUUGGAUACCCUGCGCGACAUGACUGAGGAGAGCCACGUGGAUCCUUCUUCCCUGACAAAUGUCAAGGAGCUUGGAGCUGGUGCCUUUGCCACAGUCGACCUGUGCAAGUACACAACCCCCACGGGCGGUGAAGUGAUGGUGGCUGUCAAACGAUUGCGGCCCAGCAUUAUCAAAAAUAAAGAGGAGCUGCACAAUUUUAUCGAGGAGACGAAGCUGUUGCGCAAGUUGCAACACAGGCACAUAACAAAGUACAUAGGAGUUGGGGGCCGCAUGGAAGGUUCUUUGCGCAAUGCAGAGCAAGCCAAGGAAGUCCUCAAUUCUAUGUACCUUGUCCAGGAAUAUAUUGAUGGGGGAAAUCUAAGAAAACAGGUCUUAGAGCAGAUGUGCACAAACCACUUGAAGAAGAAGUACUACUCAGAGGCACAGGCGCUACAAUGGGCAAUUCAUAUUGCCAAGGGGCUCAAAUACCUGCAUUCAGCCAAGCCCAAGGUGGACAACGGGAAGAACUUGGAGGCAUGCCUGGCAGACUUUGGCCUGGCAGCUGUCCUGCCGACACCAGGCAACAAGCAGAGCAGCGAGCUGAGGCAAUGCGUAAGAGAGUCGCGCAGCACGGGAGAUGUUGCCUUGGACAAAUUGUCAAUGGCGCUGGAUGAUGUCCUGGAGGGGCACAAGCUGGAAGUGGAGUCCGCAGAGCCACAACACCUCCAAGGCGACGGAGAGAUCUUUGAGAUGACAGGGAAGACAGGGUCCUAUUUCUACAUGGCCCCGGAAGCCGAUGUGUUCUCUUUUGGCGUCAUCCUGUACGAGCUGUUUGUGGGCGCAAUCACUUCACAGCUGGUCGUGGGGCCGACUGGCAACAUGAAAGCAGCAGAGAUUUAUGCAGCCAAGGUGGCGAGCGGGUACCGGCGGCCACUGCCGGCGUUCCUGCCGGAGCAGCUGCGCGCGCUGAUCAGCGAGUGCUGGGCUCAGGACAUGCGCGAGCGGCCCAGCAUGGCGCAGGUGCUUGAGCGGCUGAGAGAGAUCGAGGCCUCGCGCGUGCUGGACAAGAAGGACUCCAAAAAGGAGGCCAAGGCCAAGGACGCCAAGGCGAGCGACGGCGAGAAGAAGCACAAGAAGUGGCACCAUUUCUUCUCCUGA
Coccomyxa subellipsoidea C-169 is the source of this 1206-nucleotide messenger RNA. RefSeq names its product kinase-like protein. The coding region runs from base 1 to 1206 and encodes 401 amino acids. Gene Ontology annotation, biological process: protein phosphorylation. The transcript is spliced from 10 exons. Gene Ontology annotation, molecular function: protein kinase activity; ATP binding. NCBI's taxonomy places the organism in Eukaryota, Viridiplantae, Chlorophyta, Trebouxiophyceae, Coccomyxaceae. The record is from RefSeq and is a predicted model, not a curated record.